GAGCAGCUUUGCCGAUGUUGGGUUGGGGAAAAGAGCGAGUUGGUGCAGAACCUGGGAGAUCGUAUCCAGCUUCGUGCUGGUUAUGCGCCGUGUGACGGUGGAAAGCCACGUCCACGCUGAUCAUCUCGCCUUCUUCUUGCAGCCUCAUGAGGCGAGGAAGGCAUUAAUCCCGUUUUAUAGAUUGAGGAAGCGGAAAUUCGGGAGGUCACCUGAUACCAGGCCCUGAACGCUUCCUCUACGACCACUGUCCGCUCCCUAACUGUGCGGAGGUGGCUGGUGGCCAAAGGCAGCGAGUGAAGGGACAGGAAGCUCAGGAGUUCCGAAAGUGCCUCCUCUUCUCAGGGAAGCUGCAGCUUUGUGCAAGCAGGGAGGCCAAGGCGCCCUGCCGGGGGGACAGGAGCAGAUUUCCUCAAAACCAAGACUUGGGUCAGCGGAGCUCGGGCCCACCCCGCCUGGCCCCACUCGGCAUAGACACGGCCUGCAGGAUGCGGACGAGCCACCGGCGUGUGGCUUCACCUUGCCUGGCGCUGCACACUCCCCGGAGUGUCGUGCAAGCAGCCUCCGUGGGCUGAGUGUUCGCGUGAGCUAGCUGUGUGGGGGUGACGGAAACAUGACAAUGCUUUUCCUGCUCGCCAUCCGGGGGAGGGGGAGCGUUGCCUACGGAGCAGAGGGAACAUCAAAGAGAGUCCGGGAGCUUAGGGCCUCUGGCAAGGAGCCGGAACCAAGUGUUCUGGGACAGCCGAAAGGAGGAGGCCAGACAGCAGCGUGUCUGUCCUCCCACGUCCACCCCCGAGUACAGGGGCUCCUCAGACUCGGGGACGCUCCCUCCUCCCAGACUGGCCUGUGUCCGGAGAGCCCUCCGGCCCCUCUCCCCUUGGGGCUGGCUUCAGCCUGAAGAACUGAGGCAAGAAGGAUUUCUGCUCCCGCCCCGCUGGUCCUCCAGCUCCUGGUCCUUCUCCGGAGCCGUCGGAGAAUCGGAGCGCAGCCAGUUCCUUCCGUCCCCUUUGCAUUCUCCCCCCGAGAGGUUGACCGAAGGCAGAGAUCAUCAGGAAGAGUCGCUCACCCAGGGGCCAGCUGGACCUUCUGUGCCAUAAGUGCUACAGCUCACAGCGCGUGACACUGGGACCCUGAGGUGGACCGAAGGAGUCAGGGGGUGGUUGAGGUGGCCGGCCAGCUGGGUGAACCUGGGCAAGUGUCUCCUCUCUCUGGGACGUGAGGACUUGGCUCAGAUGAGCUCUGAAGUACGCCCAGCUCUUAGGGUACGGGGGCACCUGGCAAGGCUGGGGGAACACUGCAGGGCCUGGGCAGGGGCAGGGAGCCACUCGGGGCGCGCCUCUGCCUGAACCAUCCCAACCCUACCAGCAGGAGGAAUGGCACACGCUGUGGCCCGGCUCCUGUUUCUCCAGCUCCUUCUAGGGCCAACUCUGGUUGUGGACAUCAGGGUGCAGAUUGCCACCAAGAAAUUCCGCAUGUUACACAUCGAGUAUCCCAGGGUUAACUACCCAGAGGGCUUCCAGGGCUAUUGUAACGGUCUCAUGGGCUACGUGCGGGGCAAAAAGCAGAGCUGGUUUUGCCCCCAAACCCAUUAUAUGGUGCAUGCCCCCUGGAGAGAGAUCCAGAAGUUCUGCAGGUACAGCGACAGCUUCUGCGAGAAUUACAAUGAAUACUGUACGCUCACAGAGGACUCCUUCCCUGUCACCAUCUGCUCUCUGGCCUCUCAACAGCCGCCCACGAGCUGCAACUACAACGACACCCUAACCAACCAAAGGCUCUAUCUGCUCUGUUCUGGAAAGCGUGAUGCUGAACCGAUAGGUAUCAUUGGCCUCUACUAGGACAGGGAGGCUUUCAUUCUGAACCGCCUCCUACCCCUACCGCCCUCACACACCGCCUAUCCCUGCCCCACACACGCCCAAACCUCCCCCUACAAGGUAUCCUCUCUGACUUCAAAGCAGCCAGGAUCCGAGAGAGAGAGAGAGAGAGAGAGAGAGAGAGAGAGAGAGAGAGAGAGACCAGGAGGACAGGACAAACGGCCAGAGCUUCAGUCACCAUGCAAAGUCAUCCUGCCUCGCAGGCUCUUUCCAACUUGUUUACCUCCUUUCUUCCCCCAAUAUCCCCCUCUCCCACAGACAAUCUUACCCACCCAAGAAGCUGACUGUGUCCAGUUGGCAGUGACUGUCCAUCCGCUGGGCCAGAGCCUGAAUCCUGGAUGGAGGCCCGGAGCCUCGGCUCACACCAUGGCAACAGGCACCCAGCUCCAUGUCUUAACUCCCCAUCCCACUGCCCUCCUCCUCUCAGCCUUCCCCAGCUCCCUUAGGACUCUCCACUCACCCAUUCAAGCCCCGGGAGCUAGAGGGACCUCCCUGAGACCCUUAGACUCAAUCUAGCCUCACUGCUCCAGAACCACCAAGUUCCCAGUCUGUUCCUCUCUAUGAAAUCACCGAUCUUCUCUCCGUAUCACCUGUUCUUUUUUUUCCCCUCCUCCCACCGCAGAGCCCAGGGUGGAACUUCUGUUGUCGCCCUGGCUUCCUUUCUCUGAUCUUUUUUCCUUCCAUCCUUCUUACUGUGGCUCACUGGACUCUCAACUUACCUUCUCCGACCUGUUGCCCCCAAGAUUACUACGGUAUCCCUUUCCUUCCCCAAGCUCCUCGUUACACCCCCUCUUCCCCCGACCCAAACUCCAGGAUCUGCUGCUGACAGGACGGGGUGAGGUGACCUGGGUUGUAGUCAUGGAAGGUUUUAAAACCACAUCUGAAUUAUGUUAAGAUUAUAACCACUGGAUGAAACUGGGGAUGAAGGGUAGGUGGGACGUCUCUGUACUACUUUUUGCAUCUUCCUGUGACUCUAUAGUCAUUUCAAAACAAAAAUAUAAAAACACAUCCUGAAUCA
Canis lupus familiaris (dog) is the source of this 2886-nucleotide messenger RNA. Its product is annotated as probable inactive ribonuclease-like protein 13. The record is from RefSeq and is a predicted model, not a curated record. Lineage: Eukaryota; Metazoa; Chordata; Mammalia; Carnivora; Canidae. Gene Ontology annotation, molecular function: nucleic acid binding. The coding region runs from base 1371 to 1832 and encodes 153 amino acids. The transcript has 2 exons.